CCCGCCGUCACCGCCUCCGAGAAGAUGGCUGUGUCUCCCACAUAUGCUGAUCUUGGCAAGUCUGCCAGGGAUGUCUUCACCAAGGGCUACGGCUUUGGCUUACUAAAACUUGAUUUGAAAACGAAGUCUGAGAAUGGAUUGGAAUUGACCAGCUCAGGCUCCGCCAACACAGAGACCACCAAAGUGAACGGCAGCCUGGAAACCAAGUACAGAUGGACUGAGUACGGGCUGAUGUUGACAGAGAAGUGGAACACAGACAACACCCUGGGUACCGAGAUCACCGUGGAAGACCAGCUCGCGCGUGGACUGAAGCUGACCUUUGAUUCAUCCUUCUCGACUAACACUGGGAAAAAAAAUGCUAAAAUCAAGACAGGGUACAAGAGGGAGCAUAUCAACCUGGGCUGUGAUGUGGACUUUGACAUCGCCCGGCCCUCGAUCCGUGGCGCUCUGGUGCUUGGCUAUGAGGGUUGGCUGGCUGGCUACCAGAUGAAUUUUGAGACCGCGAAGUCCCGAGUGACCCAGAGCAACUUUGCCGUUGGCUACAAGACGGACGAAUUCCAGCUUCAUACUAAUGUGAACGAUGGGACAGAGUUUGGUGGCUCCAUUUAUCAGACGGUGAACAAGAAGUUGGAGACCGCUGUUAAUCUCGCCUGGACAGCAGGAAACAGUAACACUCGCUUAGGAAUAGCAGCCAAGUAUCAGGUCGACCCUGAUGCCUGCUUUUCGGCCAAAGUGAACAACUCUAGCCUCAUCGGCUUAGGGUACACUCAGACCCUAAAGCCAGGUAUCAAACUGACCCUGUCGGCUCUGCUGGUUGGCAAGAACGUCAAUGCGGGUGGCCACAAGCUUGGUCUAGGACUGGAAUUUCAAGCAUAAAUGAAUAUUGUACAAUCGUUAAUUUUAAACUAUUUUGCAGUAUAGCUACCUUCAGAAUUUAGUGUACCUUUUAAUGUUGUAUGUUGGGGACGCAAGAAUUGAUAAAUACCACGUUAGAUCUCCAGGCUAAGGAUGACUUGGCUUUAAGGCGUUUACCAUUUCAGAGGUACACCAAAAACCCCAUUCCUGAAAGGGUCCUUUUAGCUGUAGACGUGGGUUGGGGAGGAGCCCCUCUAGAGAUGUCAGGCCCCAGGUGGAAGCUGGGGAUGUGCGGGUCCUUUGUCAAUCUGUAGAGUCCACAGAUGAAAUUGUGACUUCCUGAGCAUUGGUGUCCCGAUCCUAGCUGCUGAGAAGCAUGCACACACCUGUGUGAAAGGGACUGUUUUAGACAGAUCUCCGUGCCCUCUUCCCAUCCUAGCCCAUCAGUUACCUGUUUUACACCAAAAGUACCCUUCUGGUUAGCUAUUUCUUUUGUGCCAUUUUAGGGUGGAGAGGGUGGGCAUGAUAGAGCCAGUCAUUCAGGACUUAAUUCUUCCUUGUGGUGUGGU
Molecule: messenger RNA, 1424 nt
Organism: Peromyscus leucopus (white-footed mouse)
Lineage: Eukaryota; Metazoa; Chordata; Mammalia; Rodentia; Cricetidae
Product: voltage-dependent anion-selective channel protein 1-like
Biological process (GO): monoatomic anion transmembrane transport
Cellular component (GO): mitochondrial outer membrane
Molecular function (GO): voltage-gated monoatomic anion channel activity
Source: RefSeq, a predicted model, not a curated record